This is a messenger RNA of Microthlaspi erraticum, 1518 nucleotides long. NCBI's taxonomy places the organism in Eukaryota, Viridiplantae, Streptophyta, Magnoliopsida, Brassicales, Brassicaceae. The record is from the annotation of a GenBank genome assembly.
AUGGCUAUCGGAGGAUUGGCUCUUGAUGUCUCCGGCGUCAGCAACAUAGACGCCAAGAUCACAGCCGCGGUCGUCAUGACUUGCGUUGUGGCCGCCUCAAGCGGUCUCAUUUUUGGCUACGACAUCGGAAUCUCAGGGGGUGUGACGACGAUGAAGCCGUUUCUUGAGAAAUUCUUUCCAUCUGUUCUUAAAAAAGCUUCUGAAGCAAAGACGAAUGUGUACUGCGUCUACGAUAGUCAAGUUCUAACGGCCUUCACAUCAAGCCUUUACAUUGCUGGCUUAGUCGCUUCCUUAGUAGCUAGCCGUCUCACAGCGGCUUACGGUCGCCGCACCACCAUGAUUCUCGGUGGUCUCACUUUCCUCUUUGGUGCCGUCAUCAACGGUUUAGCUGCCAACAUCGCCAUGCUCAUCUCCGGUCGGAUAUUGCUAGGAUUCGGAGUUGGCUUCACCAACCAAGCUGCGCCGGUGUAUUUAUCGGAGGUAGCUCCGCCGCAAUGGCGUGGCGCUUUCAACUCGGGCUUUCAAUUCUUCAUCGGAGUCGGAGUUGUAGCAGCCAAUAUGAUAAACUACGGCACGGCCAACCACCUUAACGGCUGGCGUAUCUCACUAGGCCUGGCCGCUGUACCAGCCGCGAUCAUGACCGUCGGAUGUCUAACCAUCUCAGACACACCUUCUAGUUUGUUGGCGCGUGGGAGACACGAUCACGCUCGGGCGUCGCUGUUUAAACUACGUGGCACCGAGAACAGAGCUGACGUGGAAGCCGAGCUAGCAGAGCUGGUUAAGUCGAGCCAAAUAGCUUUAGAAGCUAGAGCCGAGCCGUUUAGGACGAUCCUUGAGAGACGGUACAGGCCUCAGCUUGUGGUUGCUGUGGCGAUACCUUGUUUUCAACAGUUAACCGGGAUCACGGUCAAUGCGUUUUACGCUCCGGUUCUGUUUCGAUCGGUUGGGUUUGGUUCUGGUCCUGCUCUUAUUGCGACGUUGAUACUUGGUUUGGUUAAUCUCGGUUCGAUUCUUGUUUCGACGAUGGUUAUUGAUCGGUUCGGUAGACGGUUCUUGUUCAUUGCUGGUGGUGUUCAGAUGUUUAUCUGUCAGGUGGCAGUGGCUGUGUUGCUUGCUGCGACGGUGGGAGCCGCCGGAGACGGAGAGAUGACGAAGGGCUACGCCGUGACGGUUGUGGUGUUGCUCUGCAUAUAUUCAGCUGGGUUUGGAUGGUCGUGGGGUCCACUGAGCUGGCUGGUCCCGAGUGAAAUAUUCCCGCUCAAGUUGCGGCCGGCAGGUCAGAGCUUAAGCGUCGCCGUGAACUUCGCCGUAACGUUCGUUCUCUCUCAGACGUUCCUAGCAACGCUCUGCGAAUUCAAGUAUGGUGCGUUCUUGUUUUACGGAGGUUGGAUCUUGUUAAUGACGGGUUUUGUCGUCUUGUUUUUGCCGGAGACCAAAGGAAUCCCUGUGGAUUCCAUGUACCAGGUUUGGGAGAAGCAUUGGUUUUGGCGAAGGUUCACUAAACCGACUUCGGUUUGA